UGGAGCUUUCAACCACACGACAUGUGCUUCAUAUUUCAUGCUCACAUUUUUCUGAUAUGUCACAUCAUCGUCUGUAAAGAAUCAAACCAUGAAUACAAUCAGCUGUUUAACAGAAGUUCAGACAGGAAGAAGUGGACCUCAAAGAAAAGAGCUCCUCAUGAUAUUUAUUCUAUUUAUUAUUAUAAAUGUGUUAUUUGUUUCAUCUGUGCUAAAUGUGUUUUAACUAUUGAAAGGUGUGACUUUAGAUUUCACACAGAGCUGGAUCAAUGAUUAUCUUCAUCAGGACUUUCUGACAUAAAACAUUUAUUCUGGUUCUGGACGUUUUUACAUUUUUCUAAUGUUUUAUCAACCAAACUAUUCAACAUUUAAAUAAUUCAUGCUGUCGCCCAAUAAUAAGUCCAAUAAAGAUGAAGAACCUUUAAAUAACUAUUUAGGAACCUUUAAAGAACCUUUAAGGAACCUUUUAGGAACCUUUGUUUUUCUGAGUGUUGUUGCAGUUUAAUUUCUUUCUUAAUUCAUUCUGGAUGUGGUUAAUUAAAGAAGCAGUUGUGUGUCGUGUUCUCUGAGGAUGGACAUGAAGCAGAUGAAGCGUGUCGUGUUCUCUGAGGAUGGACAUUGAGCAGAUGAAGCGUGUCGUGUUUCAGUGUGGAGCUGCUGAUAAAUUUGCUCCUUUCUGUUGAAGUGAACCGUCGCUCUGAUAAACUUUAUCUCUGAUCCACAAACUGCUGCAGCUUCCUGCGACACAGAGAGAGCGAUGAUGAAAUGUUUCUAAAUGUGAUAAAAGUCUUUCUGAGGAAAUAACGUCUCUCAGUAACAAACUGCUGUCUCUAAUAUUUCAUGUUUAGGACACGUUGUGUUUAUUCUUUGUUGUUGUUAGUUUUUUUCUUUAUGAAAUCUCCAUAAAUUAAGUCAGUUUACUCAAAGACAGUAAAGAGGACCAGUAACGGGAAGAGCACUGUGAUCAACGCCAUGCUGAGAGACCGAGUGCUGCCCAGUGGGAUCGGACACACCACCAACUGUUUCCUGAGAGUCGAAGGAACCGACGGAGACGAGGCUUACCUCACCACCGAGACGUCCAAUGAGAGGAGGAACGUCACUGUACGACAGAGAAGUCAAAGUCAAUGUGUCUGUGUCUCUGUCUGUCCUCUGUCCUCCAGGAUCUGGACCAACCAUCACAAACGGUCUGUAGUCAUCUACUGUGUGACCUCACUGAUUCCACUUCCUCCUCCUCCUCAGACCGUGAACCAGCUGGCUCAUGCUCUCCACAUGGAUCCGACUCUGGAUUCGGGCAGUCUGGUCAAAGUCUUCUGGCCCAAAAGUCGCUGUGCUCUGCUGAGAGACGACCUGGUUCUGAUGGACAGCCCUGGCACUGACGUCACUCUGGAGUUGGACAGCUGGAUCGAUAAGUUCUGUCUGGACGCUGACGUCUUCGUCCUGGUGGGAAAUGCAGAGUCAACCCUCAUGAACACGGAGAAACUUUUCUUCCACAAAGUCAGCGAGAGAAUCUCUAAACCGAACAUUUUCAUCCUCCACAACCGAUGGGACGCCUCAGUGAGCGAGCCAGAGUACAUCGAGGAGGUGAGGAAGCAGCACCUGGACCGCUGUGUGAGUUUCCUGGCCGAGGAGCUGAAGGUGGUCGGUCUGGACGAGGCUCCGGGGAGGAUCUUCUUCGUCUCGGCCAAAGAGGUCCUGAGCUCCAGGAUGCAGCGAGCGCAGGGCAUGCCUGAGACAGGUGAGCCAGGUGGCGCUCUGGCUGAAGGUUUCCAGGAGAGACUGAGAGAGUUCCAGACAUUUGAGAGGACGUUUGAGGAGUUCAUCUCUCAGUCUGCAGUGAAGACCAAGUUUGAGCAGCACACGGUGAGAGCGUGGCAGAUUACUGAGGCCAUCAAAGCUGUGAUGGACGCCAUCAACAUCGCCUCCGCAGACAGGAAGAUCUUCUGCCUGGAAGAGCGCGAGGAUCAGAGGGACCGGCUGGACUUUGUCCGAGGACAGAUUAACCGCCUGACCGACAACGUCAAAGAGCGGAUCAGGACACUGACUGAUGAUGUCACUGCCAAGGUCGCAGCGGCUCUGUCAGAUCAGAUACGGUCUCUUCCUGUUCUGGUUGACGAGUUCAGAGCCGAUUUCAAUCCGACACAAGAAACUCUGGAGCUCUACAAAACUAAGUUGCUGCAGCAUGUGGAGGAGAGGAUGGUGGGCUGUCUGUCUCACCGCUGCUCCGUCAGCGUCCUCAUCAGAGACGCUCAGAGACACAUGAUCGACAGUGUCCGUCCUCUGCUGUCUCUGUCCACUCAGGAGCAGCUGUCCGCUCCCUCCACCUCCUUCGAGUUGACCUAUGACCUCGGCCUCGCUGCCCUUUGCGCAGACUUCCGUGAAAACAUCGAGUUCCAGUUUUCUCUGGGCUGGACCGCCCUCGUCACGCGCUUCAUCGGCGCCACCAACGCCAAGCGAGCGCUGAGCGGCUCGGACCGUCGACUGCAGGAAAGCUCCACUUUUAAGGAUGAGAUGGUGGUUUCCAUAGCGACAGGGCUUGUCUCCGUCUCCUCACGGGCGUCCAUGACGGUGCUGGUGAUUGGUGGAGUGGUGUGGCGCUCGGUGGGCUGGCGUAUUGUCGCUCUGUCUCUCUCUCUGUACGGCUUCCUCUACCUGUACGAGAGACUCACCUGGACGGACGCCAGCAGGGAGCGCGCUCUGAAGCAGCAGUUCGUGGAGCACGCCGCGCCGCGCCUGAGAGCCGUCAUCCCCAUCAGCAGCUCCGCCUGCAGCCAGCAGGUGUACAAGGAGCUGUCGUCCACGUUCAGCCGCCUCGCUCAGAGAGUCGACCUGAGCGAAGCUGAGCUGGAGGGAAACAUCCGGCUGCUGAGCUUCAGGAUCCAGAGGCUGGAGAACAUCCAGAGGAGGUCCAAGGCCUUCAGGAACAGAGCCACAGACUUGGAGACUCAGCUGGAGGCCUUCUCUGUUCAUUACCUGCAGGGAAACUAAAGGAGCACUGUGUUGUUGGUGAGCGGCGCCUCCUGCUGGUCGACUCAGUCAUCACACCUCCCCAUCAGAGCAUUUCCUCCACACACACACACACACACACACACACACACACACACACACACACACACACACACUUUGAAUCAGUCGUAGAGAAUCUGUUUUAGUUUCAUGUUUUCUCUCUGUAUGUUAUUCAGAACGUCAUAAACUAACAUUAAACUAACGUUAAACUAACGUUAAAUAACGUCUGUUAACUCCUGUUGAUGCUAUACUGACUUGUAAUCAGGUGAAUGGUGUCUCUGUCUGCCAGACAGGUGAGCAGACAGACAGAC
Larimichthys crocea (large yellow croaker) is the source of this 3311-nucleotide messenger RNA. RefSeq names its product mitofusin 1a (gene mfn1a). The record is from RefSeq and is a predicted model, not a curated record. Gene Ontology annotation, biological process: mitochondrion localization; mitochondrial fusion. Gene Ontology annotation, cellular component: mitochondrial outer membrane. The transcript has 15 exons. The coding region runs from base 970 to 2982 and encodes 670 amino acids. Gene Ontology annotation, molecular function: GTPase activity; GTP binding. Lineage: Eukaryota; Metazoa; Chordata; Actinopteri; Sciaenidae.